Acanthisitta chloris (rifleman) is the source of this 1521-nucleotide messenger RNA. RefSeq names its product cytochrome P450 2D14. Gene Ontology annotation, molecular function: heme binding; iron ion binding; oxidoreductase activity, acting on paired donors, with incorporation or reduction of molecular oxygen, reduced flavin or flavoprotein as one donor, and incorporation of one atom of oxygen. Gene Ontology annotation, biological process: xenobiotic metabolic process; arachidonate metabolic process. The record is from RefSeq and is a predicted model, not a curated record. NCBI's taxonomy places the organism in Eukaryota, Metazoa, Chordata, Aves, Passeriformes, Acanthisittidae. The transcript has 9 exons. The coding region runs from base 1 to 1521 and encodes 506 amino acids. Gene Ontology annotation, cellular component: intracellular membrane-bounded organelle; cytoplasm.
AUGGCAUUGCUUCUGUGGCUAGCGUCCCAGAUGUCAUCCAUCUGGAGCAACAUCUCUAUACUGGGAGUUUUUCUUACAGUCUUUACUUUAGCACUUGACUUCAUGAAGCGCAGGAGGAAGUGGAGGCACUACCCACCAGGCCCAGUGUCGCUGCCAUUCGUUGGGACUAUGCUCUCUGUUGACUUCAGCAAACCCGUCCACUCUUUCAACCAGCUUCAGAAAAAGUUUGGAAAUAUCUUCAAUCUCCAGAACUGCUGGACCAACCUGGUGGUACUGAGUGGGUAUAAAGCAGUGAAGGAAGCUCUGGUCCACAAGGCAGAGGACUUUGCUGACCGGCCGUACUUUCCGAUGUUCGAACACGUGGGCUACAGAAAGGAAGCUGAAGGGAUUGUUGUAGCAAGAUACGGGCAUGUCUGGAAGGAGCAAAGGAAAUUCACGCUCACUACCUUGAGGAACUUCGGGAUGGGAAAGACAUCCUUGGAGGAGCGAGUGACAGAGGAAGCUGGAUUUCUUUGUUCUGAAAUCAAGUCUGAAGCAGGUCAUUCUUUAGAUCUACAUUUUCUUAUAAAUAAUGCAGUCUGCAACGUGAUCUGCACCAUCGUCUUUGGAGAGCGUUUCAACUACAGCGAUGAGACAUUCGUCAAGCUGUUACGCUUGCUUGAAAAUUCCCUCAAGGAACAAACUGGAUUCCUGCCUCAGCUUCUCAACGAGGUGCCCAUUUUGCUGCGCAUCCCUGGAGUGCCACAGAAAGUCUUUCGAGACGUAAGGGCAUUCAUGGACUUCAUAGAUGUGCUCAUAGACAAGCACAUGGAGUCGUGGGACCCUGAUCACACCCGAGAUUUCAUAGAUGUGUUUUUAAAGGAAAUGAAGGGUAAGGCAGCUGAAGAGAAUGGUUUCCACUAUAGCAACCUUCGUAUGGUGGCCGCAGACUUGUUUGUAGCUGGUUCUGAGACCACCUCCACCACUCUCCGGUGGGCAUUGCUGUAUAUGCUUCUCCACCCAGAAAUACAGAGUAAGGUCCAAGCCGAGAUUGAUAAGGUGAUUGGCAGAGAGAGACGACCCACCAUGAAGGACCAAGUGAACAUGCCUUACACUAAUGCUGUGAUCCAUGAGGUGCAACGCUUUGGGGAUAUUCUUCCUGUGGGACUACCCCACAUGACGUACCGGGACACUGAGCUGCAAGGCUUCUUCAUUCCCAAGGGGACGACAGUCAUUACGAACUUGUCUUCCGUGCUGAAGGAUGAGACAGUCUGGAAGAAGCCAAAUGAAUUUUACCCUGAACACUUCCUGGAUGCGGAUGGGAAGUUUGUGAAACCAGAAGCCUUUCUGCCUUUCUCAGCAGGUCGCCGUGUUUGUCUAGGAGAACAGCUGGCCAAGAUGGAGCUCUUCCUUUUCUUUACCACUCUCCUGCAGAAGUUCACCUUCGUGCUCCCUGAGGACCAGCCCAGGCCACGAGAGGAUGGUUGCUUUGCUUUCACCAGCUCCCCACACCCAUACCUGGUGCGAGCUGUCCCAAGAUAA